UCGAGAAAAGAGUUCAUGCUGGCCAGGCGAUCUCUCAAGAUGGAGCCACAGGCCCUGAAAGGAAAAACCAAACUUGCUCAGUUCACAAAGGAAGAGUUACAUUUGUUAUACGAAGAAGCCUUGUAUACCUUUGUUCAUCGCAAUGGUAAAGCUUCAGCAUCCCACAAUGCAGACGAGAAAGAGCUCCUUCUUUACCUGCAGAAUGCUUUCCAGAUGGACCAAGAAGAACACAGAGGUAUUCUGGAGCAGAUCAAGCAGCUAAAGCCACCCACUGUCUUCCUGAAGUUAACAGUGAAGGAAGCCCAGGGAAUCUUGGCCAAAGAUGCAACUGGCUACAGUGAUCCUUAUUGUUUGUUGGGGGUGAUGGUACCUGAAGAGCACCAAGAAGAAGAGGCCAGCAAAGCAGACAGUCCCCUGCCCAGGAGACGACAGAAAGCUAUUGUAAAAGAUUCAAUUCCUCAGGAUCAAAUUCAGAGAACAGAAGUCAAGAAGCAGACCCUGAAUCCCAUUUGGAAUGAAACAUUUCUCCUUCAAGUCAAGGAUGUCCAUCAUACUGAAUUGCACAUGGACAUGUGGGACCUGGAUAACGAUGAAUCUGUGAAACACCGACUGGGAGAGAUCCAAGGCAUUGUUGGACUGAAGAGGAUUUUCAAAGAUGUGAAGAAGGCUGCUCGAAAGCAUGAACAGGACGAUUUUCUGGGAAAUGUGAUCAUUAAACUACAGGAUUUACCAUAUACUCCUGAAGAUAAAUGGUAUUCUCUAGGACCUUGUACUGAGACAUAUCCUGAUCGCGGGAAAUGCCAUCUCCAGCUAAAACUUAUCCAUGAAGAGAGGGACACCUCACUGAGCAAACAAGAGCCAGUGUUCCGCAUCCAUCGCAAUCUGCUGCAACAGUUUGUACAGUAUGAUCGACUGCAGAAGCAGACUGAGGCUAUCCAAGGGGAAAUGGAACUCAGUACAUCAGCCAUCACCAUCUUGUCACUUCACGCUACACAGAAUGAUCUCUCACCCUUCCACCAAGAUCUGGCGAAGUGGUUGGCCUAUAGCAAACUGUACCGCCAUGUGGAAGUCAGCUUCAUCUCCUUGCUCCAACAUCUCACCAGCAUUGAGUACCAGUGGGGAUUGGCACAGGUCACACUGCAGCAAGAGGCCCAAGAUGAACUAGCUGAGUCUUUCAAGUCAUUCCUGGAUUAUGGAAUUUCUCUUAUCCAGAAGUACAGGGAUGUCUUUCCAAUGUUUGACAACAAGUCUACAGAACGCCAGCAAUCUCUGCUCAGGGUCCUGGUGCAGAUCUGCAAGAUGAAGGCUUUUCUGAAACUUUGCCCUUCAGUUCCAGAUCUCCAUGACAGAGUUGUGGAAGCGAUUAAGAAUGGCACCAGGGACUGGUAUCAAGUCCAUAAACAGUUAUUGGAACCCAUGAUAAAGACUGAGGAAGAAAUUGUGAAAUCGCUGCUGAUGUUCAUAGACCACCUAAAUAAUGACCUAUUGAACGACCGGAAAAAGCGGAUGAAGAUUUUCAUGGGCACUAUCAAAGUGAAUCUGUUCAAUAUCACCUACUUGCAGUUUCAGGAAUUGGUUGCUCAGGAUCUGCAGGAGCAAGUGAUAAAUAUUGGAGCUGGCAAAUCCAAGGCAACUGUUGAGGGUCUAUUCCAACUCUUCCAGAAGCUCAAACAGCUACAGCAUCAAAAAAUUUACUUAGUACCAAAUGACACCACUCUUCCAUUGGAUGGCUUCCACAAAUGGUUCAGUGAGUCUUUACCCAAGUGGUUGCAGAUGGUAUAUGAGAAUUCGGUGGAGAUGGUUCAGCGGGCUGUGUGGAAAGACCAGCUGGAGUCUCUGGGGGAUAAGAAUAAACACAGUACCUCUGUUGUGGAUAUUGGAACCUGCUUUGCCAAGAUCAAACACACUUGGACAGAGCUGAGUUGGCCAGAACCUGAAGAAGCUUUUGUCAUCAUGGUCAAGCUAACAGAGGACAUGUGCAAGAUUGCAUUGAUGUACUGUCGGCUGAUUGAAGAGAGGGCAGAAGAGCUAUCAGUCAAGCACUAUCAAGUAAACACACGUGAUUCAGACAUCCAUGGAGUGAGGUCACUACAAUUAUGUGUCGUUCUCAAUAAUAUGAAGCAGCUAUGGGAGGUUAUCUCCAAACUUCCAGAGGAACUAGACUGGCAAGGCCUGAAGGAAGACACAGCCGAUAUGAUUCCAGAGGACCAGAUCCAAAGCACACUGCACACUCAACUGGAAACAUUCAAUAGCUCAAUCAACAAUAAGAUCAAAGGUGUGCUCCAAACCCUUGCACAGAAGCUGCAAGCCGACAUAAAGAUUCACAUCUACAACUUGUCAGCAUCCAGUGAUACCAUUCCAUUGGAUGAUGUAAGUAAUACGUCAAUAACACCACCCAAGGAAGUCACAGUUACUGAAAACGGAAGGUUGAGUUGUUUUGCCAGGACACACACUGACUUUUUUGGGGAUGGUGAUGAAUUGGAGCCAUUCUCUGACUUUCUGACUAUUCUCAGCCUUCUAGGUUACCUUUGGACAGAUAUACUUGACAUCAUCUACUCAACGUCACAUCAAGGUGGUGUUUCUCAGAGGUUUUAUUUGAAGCUGAACCAUACUUUGGAGAAUCUGCUGAACUGUUUCCAUGCCGAGGGAAAUGGUUUGUCACUUAAUGAACUACAGACUACCAGUUUCAAGGAUCUGAAGGCUCACCUAUCUCUGAAUGCAGCAAGCACUCACGAGCUAGUCCAGAAGUUUUACGCAAAGAAAAUCCAGCAACAGACUGCUGAUGACUAUUCCAAGUAUGGUGCCGUGACUAUAAAAGUCUGCUACGACACUGAAGGGAAAAGGCUCCAUGUGGAAAUCCUAAAUGCUGUUAAUCUCAUGCCACUGGAUUCCAAUGGUACUAGUGAUCCUUUUGUGGAACUGACGCUGGAACCCAAACACAUCUUUCCACUGGUAGAGAACAAAACAACUAGACGCAUAGAUAAUGACCUCAACCCGCUCUUUGAUGAGGUUUUCGAGUUCAGCAAUGUUACUUCAGAGCAGUGUUGGAGAGAGGGGGCCUGCCUACUUAUUACUGUAUUUGAUCAUGAUACAUUGGUCAGUGACGAUCUAGAAGGGGAAGCUUACUUCUCUCUGCAAGACAUCCCAGGACUGGACACUGAGGAACCUCUCAACAUUAGCAAGGUUCCUCAGAGCCGAUUGGCACUGAGCCAUCCAAAACCAAAUGUAGACAACAUAUUGAAGUUAUUAGAGGCACGAAAAGGAGAUAAGGAUGCUCAGGCAUUUGUCAAAAUACGAAGACAACGAGAAAGGAAGUCAAAGGAAAGAUAAAAGUUGCUGCGACUUUGCAUGCCAACACUGGAAGGAAUCCCAAACACUGGAUUUUCAGGCACCUCAUCUCUUUGGCUCUGUAACAUUGAUGCACAAAUGCUUGAGACUGACUAACACUUAGCAUUAGGCUUUAAUGGAAAAUUGUGAAAAGUAUGAGAUAGUUACCAUUGUGUGUGUCUGAGGGUCUGCAGAUCAAGUUAGCCUGUCUUCCCACCAGUCUUGCUGUGUUAGUGAAGUCAGCUCCUGCUGUGAGAUUUUUGGGGCUUCAUGCUAUUGCUUUCUUUACUGAAAAGACCUCGAUUUCUUUUUGUCUUGAGCUAUUCCUUUUGAUUUCUCAGACUCAUGGAAUGAAAAUUGCAAUUGUCUGCGCUUGCUUUUGUGUUGUCAUCUGUGAAAUGGCAUCUGAAGUGUGCAUUCACAGAUCCUUGUACUGGACUCUAUACUGGUGAGGACAUUUGUGUGCAAAGUGAAUGUCAGCUGUAUGUUUGCAGAGCCAGCAGAGAUCAUGAGAUCAAUCAAGAUGUUAUCUUUCACUGAUUUGAUAUCAGUGGUGCCAUUUUGGAACUCAACAGACUACCAGUGUCUUCAGCCAAAUGUGUGUUUGUGUUUAGUUUGUGUUUUUGUCAUUUUCUCUAAUGCAAGAUUUGUGUUUGCCUCCAGCUUUUGUUUGCCACAGCUACCUGUAUCAGACUUUAUAAAAGCUUGGCCUUGAGUGGAAUCUGUCCUCCUUGAGCACCUAACUUCAGGCUGAAUUUCAGUAAUGCUCAGAAAGUGCUCCAAUACUGGCAGUGUUACACUUUAUACAAAAUGUGAAAAUUCCCAUCAGUUCUGACCAAGAGUUCUCCCUGGUUUCCUGGAUGAUAUUUAUCCCUGGACCAAUACCUGAAAAAAGAUUAUCUGCUCAUUUUGCUGUUUUGUAGGAUCUUGUAUGCAACCUAAUUGUUGCCUGUCCAAUUUUGCAACAGUGACUAUAUUUCAAAAGUAUUUCAGUGACUGUAAAUCUCUUUGAGACAUUCUGGAUCAUGAAAGGUUUUAUAUAAAUGCAAAUCUGUCUGUAUUUCGUUACUAUUUAUUGGACCCUUCUGUGUGCAAAAUUGUAUGAGACAAUUCUGAAAGGGGCGGGAAGGUUUUCUGAAUGUAUCAUAUUGUAGAAGUUCUAUUUAUGCAUUAGAAUUGACUUUAUGAAUAUGUGCUUCCUGAGUAACCUGUGCUUAUCUGGUACACAAGACAUUGUGAUUUCUACACAGAAACUGUUAGUGGGUAAGGCUCCCUGGUGGGACUCUAGGUUCUCCAAAAGGCCUUCUAAAGCCAUCUGACUCAUGGAUAGGCCUGGACACUCUGUGUGUCGAAUGCAUUAAGGAUGAAUUAAUAUCACUGUUCACAAGACAGAUUUUAUUUCUCAAAUAAGACACAUACCUCAGUUAAAAUUUCUCUUGUGCCAACUACAAACAUUGAGUAAAUUGGAAUUUUUAGCAAUUAAAUCUUUGCACCUCCUUUAUCUCUGUGCUUUCUGGUGUAUUUGUUCUCAUACCAGCUGCUGUGGCUCAGCAGUAUUGUCCCUGAAUCAAGAGGGUAUAGGUUCAAGUUACACUUGAGUGUUACUGAAAUAAUGAUAUCCAUCUGACAGCUCUCUGGGAAAUUGAAUACACCCUAUUCCAACUCUUAGCCCUUUUCUUUAUGACUGCCCACAGAACUGGUUCCCAAUCACUGAAAGGGGGCUAAUAUCUUAAAGGUGACAAUCUAGACCUGGGUAACAAUAUUAGGUUGCUAUCAGUUAUCAGAAAAAAUGCUUGAAAGAAUCAUUACAGAUGUAAUAAGUGAUUGCCUGGUUAGGGAUACCAAAUACUGAUAUGCAUCAUAAGAAAAGGUCAAGAAUUACAAAUUUGAUUGCACAUAGAUCUGGAUUGGGAACUGGCUGUGAAGACACAGUGGUGAUAGAUGGAUAGUGGUGAUAGUGGUGGAUUCAGACCAUGAUGGAUCAUCAAUAGUGUUACUGAGGGAUCAGUGUUGGGACUGUUGCUUUAAUAAUGAUGUGGAGAUAUGUGUUGGUGGCAGAAUCUGCAAACUUACAGAUGAUACAAAGAUCUGUGUGAGUGUUAACAUUUUGUACAAAGCUGGAGUGCUUCAAACUGAUCUUAAUAUGCUUAAUAAGAUUUGGAGAUUGAUCUCUGACUGGCAACUGAUAAUGUUUAAUUUGCAGUAUCCAUUUUUGUGUGUGGCCAGGAUAAAUGCUGAAGUUACAGACUGUUCUCGUUCAUGCAGAGUAGUGGGUGCAUUCACAGGAUAACUGAUUGUAAGACUCACUUGGAAUCCUGUGCCCAAUUCUUAAUUGGAGUCAUAAAGCAAUGAAAUAGGCCACAUUUGGAGCACUGUGUGCAAUUCUAGUUGCCCUGCUAUAGGAAGGAUGUUAUUAAAUUUUGAAA
Molecule: messenger RNA, 5753 nt
Organism: Chiloscyllium plagiosum (whitespotted bambooshark)
Lineage: Eukaryota; Metazoa; Chordata; Chondrichthyes; Orectolobiformes; Hemiscylliidae
Source: RefSeq, a predicted model, not a curated record